AUGAGUGAUGGCAGAAAACGUUUAAGUGGAAGUGCUUAUAAAAAAGUUGCUAAAUUAAAAUUAGAAAAAGAACAAAAAGUCAUUUCUCAAACCGCAAAAUUAAUUUCAUUUUUUGGUAAUCAACGUGACACGGUACCAAACAAACUUAUAUUGACACUCGAAUUAUCCGUGUCAAGGUGCAGACGAAGUGCAAGACACAAGUACUCUGNACGACCAUCAAUCUCCAAUUCGCCAAGUGAAAUAGAGACUACAGCUGAACAGAUUUCAAAUGAGUCAAGUGAUAAAAAUAAACAUCCUCUACAUAGUACUUUUGAAACCAUGGCAAAUGAAAAUCAAUUAAUUGAAUAUUCGGAAUUAUUCAAUACGUCUUCUAUUAUUCCAAGUUCUGAUCCAGCUCUUUGGUCUAUUAAUGAAGAUUUAACUAAUUAUGUAUGCUUUCAUGGUUUUACUCAAGAUUUAUCAAUAAUUAAUUUUUCUAAAUCUAAGAGAAGCUUUUUUAGAACGGUAAAGGGAAUAAAAAAAACAAUCAACAAGUCUUGUAAAAUUAGUUAUUUUAAAGGAACUUUAAAAAUUGGAGAGAAUUUUUGCAAAGCAUUUUUAGCGUAUUCUAAGACUAAAGGAGUUCUCUUUUGCUAUCCAUGUCUUUUAUUUUCUUGUAAAUCUUCAUUUGGUUCGACUGGAUUUUCUCUUUGGAAAAAAGCAGAUGAAAAAAUACAAGAACAUUUAAAUUCAUCAACUCAUCGGUCUAAUAUUUUGAAAAUGAAACUACGCGGGGUGACUCUUAAUCGCAUUGAUAGUGGACUUGCUAAUCAGGUCGAGAGAGAACGACUUUAUUGGAUUCAAAUUUUGAAAAGAGUCGUGGAAGUAGUAAUAAAGUUAGCAUCAAGAGGAUUAGCACUUCAAGGGGAUACAUUAAAAUUAGGUUUCAAAAACAAUGGCAACUUUUUAAUGGCUAUUGAUUUAUUAUCUGAAUUUGACCCUUUUAUGGCUGAACAUCUCAAACAGUAUGGAAAUUCUGGCAAAGGUUUUACAUCUUAUUUAUCUUGUAAUAUAUAUGAAUGUGGGAAAAAGCAAACAAGCAAUUACAGGAACAGAGCGAAGACGCAAUACUUUAUUUAA
Messenger RNA from Daktulosphaira vitifoliae (grape phylloxera), 1119 nucleotides. RefSeq lists its product as uncharacterized. NCBI's taxonomy places the organism in Eukaryota, Metazoa, Arthropoda, Insecta, Hemiptera, Phylloxeridae. The record is from RefSeq and is a predicted model, not a curated record. Bases 1 to 1119 code for a protein of 372 amino acids. The transcript is spliced from 4 exons.